CUCCGUCCCGCGAAAGACGCUAGUCCAAAGACGGUAUUCAAGUAAACAUCAAUAUCAUUCCAGAACCGCGACCAAAAAGCAAUCUCGAACACAGCAUUCCAACAAACAGCAAUACACCGACCAAACAUGUAUCAGCAUUGAACAAAGGACUCGACGGUAUUUUUGGCGUAUGGCAUCCUACAACAAUAUUUCCCCUUUAUCGCUUCAGCUUAAUCGCGAGCCUUUUGGUCGUUGCGAUAUUCGUCGCCAGCAUCAAAUUCACCACUUUAGCAAUUGCUUAACAUCAUUUUCGCUUCAUGGAUUAUUCCCCGCCAACCUCUCCGCAACCAUCAUGGCAGUCAACCAAGCGCAGACCACCACAUCAAACCGGAACGGCACAUGAACAAGCUCAGCCCUGGACAGCGACGAGAUGUCACCGCCUACUUCGCCCUCUGCUCGCCCACCUCGGCGCUUUGAAGAAGGAGAAAGCGCGAAAGUCGGGCGUAUCCGAGAGUACAGACGACGGAAACGGCCCAUCGAACGGAAGUCCAAGUAAGCGACAAGGCCGAGGUGGUUCAAAACAGACAACGUAUUCCGGCAAGACAUCAUCACGAGCGCACUUGACGACGCCUGAAAAACCCCGGCGACAACGGGCUGGCAGAAGGCCUGUUCAAGAAAAUGCAGUGCCUACUCCCUACCUUAGGCAUACUACGAACAACCAUUUAGCAUCGUCUCCAGCUCAGCCCGUUUUAUUUGCUCCGGCAGAAAGCAGCUCAGCCAGCGACCAUGGAGGAAGCGCAAAGUGUAUUCACAGAGGAUGUAAGGGAGGUCGAUGCAUGCUGGAGGCGUCGUUAAGGUGUCUUCGUGAAAUGGUGGACCCAGAGAUGUAUUCAAUAUACGAGUCUGUAUUCCGCGCGCUGGAUGCCUUGCUCCGAGCUACCUGUCCUCCAGAGUCUCAACCCAGCGGUUCCUCCAAGUCCUUCCUCGCCAUGUGCUUGCGGAGAAUACCGGAUUACAUUACAGAGCUUGAAUACUGGGAGAAAAAGGACGCCGAGGCAAACAAGACCAAGUCCGUCAUACAAGAGUCCAAAGCGUCCUUCGACAUAUACUCGGAGCUCGAGUCGCUGGGUGCGCUCGGGGGCUGGAAACAUCUUCGCAUAGUUGUCCGAGCCCAUGGCGUCAAAAUUAUCCAGGGCGCCAUCAGGGACGGCUUGGUAGAGGAUCGAGUGGCAACUACGCUCAUCGGUCUCUGCUGCAUGUACCUGCCGUUCGUCGAAUCUCAGGAUCUUAUCAAUGUUUUUAUUUCGCGUCAGUACCCACCUCCAGAUCCCUCCGUGCGUGACGGGCUUACGGUGAAAGCACCUGGGCUAUUCCCGCUCUGGGCGUUUGGAUUCGGCAAUGGGAAGACUAAGCGCUUCAUGCUUGGAAAACUGGCUGACCUCUUUGCCGAUGGCUCUUUGCCGGCGGAGUGGAUGCUUGUCGAUGCCUUCAAGACCACGCGCCUUGAUGCCAUGGCGAAAAUGUUCUAUGGGGCUGGGCAAGACUGUGUUGAUUUCCUUAUUACCAUGAUCAACGUUCUUUCUCCGCUGAUGUCAGAAGGAAGACAAAAGAAGAAACCUGCUCCGACUUCUUGUUCUUCCGCUGACAUCGCGUCGCCCCAAAUGGCAAGAGGAGUCCUGACUGGAUUCAUGGCAGCGCUGGUACAUCAGGUGCUCCGUCACUUAGACGAUCCUGACAGGGAAGAGGCCGCACUCACGCAGUCCCAGCGAGCGGUAUUCGUCCACCGCGUGCGGUACAUCUUCCGCACAUACUUACUUCAUGCUAGGAAGACGGCGGGCCUUCCAUCCCCUGCUGUAUAUCUUAUCAGCCUCUGCGACUUCCUCGCAUUCGGUACCGAGUCCUCGGCCUCCACCAUUGCUUCAACAGCAUGGAUAGGGGCAAAAAGCAGCCACCGCAAUGACCGUCUGUCUCAACAAUACUCGACCACGCUGGCAGUCCUGACCACGAUAGUGCAUACCUACAGUCGGGAAAUUGGGGCGACCAGUGCUCACGCCUACAUUCCCCAAGUUUGUGAAAAGAUAAAACCGUUACAGGCUCCGGGCAAUCUGCCUUACCAUCCCUUCGAGAACAUCGAAGUAGACGUCGCCUUCGCGGUGGCGUUUGAGACAAACGACCUCCAAGACCUCGCCUACGCUGAGAAGCUAUGGGCCCAGAAGAAGUCGGUAAGCUGCCCCCACGCCAUGAUGAAGGCGAAGCCCUACUACGAAGAGCGCAUCCGCCGCAGGAAGGAAUCGGAGGGUAAGUCCUUUGCCGGGUUCAAGUGGGACGAUGCUCUGAGCGAGUGGGUCACGGUAGACUCCCCUGAGCCGCCCGUGGGAGCAGGCGGAGGUCGAACGACGAGGAGGUCGACAGGGUGUCCACCUAUAAUGAAGGCCAUUCAAAGGUAUCCUCCUACUGCUGCGUCCGCAUCAACAUCCACGUCUGUGCCCAACCCAAGACAGACGCGCGGUACACGCCUGCUACGAUCUAGCUCAGCUUCUACUGCAACACCUACCACAGUUGAUACCACCGACGAUAACAUCGACGCGAACGAUGACGACGACCUCGAAGACGACGACGCCAGCUCUGAAACAACUACCGCAACAUCUCAAACCGACGCCGACGUCGCCUCAGACUCGGACUGGGAUUCCGACUUUGAAACAUCAAACGUCGUAGGCCCAAACGAAACAUACCAGCAGAUACCACCACCUCCUCCUCCAAGAACGCAACCCCAACUGCGGCGGCUAACCGGCAAGCGAAAACUAAAUCCUCUCGAAACCGAGGUUGAGGACGAGGACACCGAACAAGAAGAGGACUCCAAUGAGGAUGACAACGACGACGACGACGACGACGACCUCUCCGCUCCUGAGCCGCCGCCGUCUAGAGUUACUGGGCGUCGUCGUCCGCUGGCUAAACGGCCUCGGACGAGGGCUUCAUUGGCUGCUGUCACAGCUACUUCUAGUGCUAGUGCUAGUGCCAGCGGCAGUGCUAGCGGCAGCGGUAGUGGUAGCGGUACCAGUGGUGGGAGUACUACUGCUCGCCGGCGAUCAUCACUCAGGAGAUCUGCCGGUAGUAGCAGCGGCAGUGGCAGGGCGGUUCACGGGGGAGAAGAGACAUCCGAAGAUGAACUUGGUUAGCUUUCGAAAAGGGACAGGAUGUGUGUGGAUUAAUUCUCCAUUUUUUUUUUUUUUUU
This is a messenger RNA of Neurospora tetraspora, 3211 nucleotides long. RefSeq lists its product as uncharacterized. Lineage: Eukaryota; Fungi; Ascomycota; Sordariomycetes; Sordariales; Sordariaceae. Bases 297 to 3155 code for a protein of 952 amino acids. The transcript has a single exon. The record is from RefSeq and is a predicted model, not a curated record.